Metarhizium album ARSEF 1941 is the source of this 1476-nucleotide messenger RNA. Its product is annotated as Threonyl-tRNA synthetase, class IIa. The transcript has a single exon. The record is from RefSeq and is a predicted model, not a curated record. Gene Ontology annotation, biological process: threonyl-tRNA aminoacylation. NCBI's taxonomy places the organism in Eukaryota, Fungi, Ascomycota, Sordariomycetes, Hypocreales, Clavicipitaceae. Gene Ontology annotation, molecular function: threonine-tRNA ligase activity; ATP binding. Gene Ontology annotation, cellular component: cytoplasm. Bases 1 to 1476 code for a protein of 491 amino acids.
AUGAUACGCUCAGGGGCUGCCGGAAAGGCGGCUCUGGGCCUGUCGCGCGCGCGAUGGACCUGUCCCGCCUGUCUCUGUCGACGGCAGUACUCACAAGAGCCCGAGAAGCUCCAGCCUCCCGAUCAUAGAAAACUAGGACUGCAGCAAGAACUCUUCAUCACCUCCACCUACAGCCCCGGAUCGCCAAUCUUCCUGCCAAACGGAGCCAAAAUCUUCAACCGACUAUUCGACUUCAUCCGAAAGCAGUACGUCCGCUAUGGCUUCCAGGAAGUCAUCACGCCAACGAUGUACAAAAAAGCCCUCUGGGCCAGGUCGGGCCACUUGGAGAACUACGCAGACGACAUGUACACCGUCAUCGGCAACACGAGCACACCUGAGAAUGAUCCAGGCGGGUGCUGCGGAAGCCAUCACGGCCCGGCCGAGCCCGACUCGGAAGCUGGCAACGAGUACGGCUUGAAGCCAAUGAAUUGCCCGGGGCACUGUCUCAUAUUCGCCUCCAAAGUCCGCAGCUAUCGCGAACUGCCAGUUAGAUAUGCCGACUUCAGCCCUCUGCACAGAAAUGAGAUCUCAGGCGCUCUAUCUGGGCUGACCCGUGUACGACGGUUCCACCAGGACGAUGGCCAUAUUUUCUGCCGCCCCUCGCAGGUCGAACAAGAGAUCAGGAAAACACUGGAAUUCGUCAAGGUUGUAUAUGGCGUUCUUCGCCUUGGCGUCAGUUACAGACUUGCCCUAUCUACGCGGCCAAAGGACCACUUCAUCGGCACCGAGGACGAGUGGGAUAGAGCCGAGGAUCGAUUGAAGGUGGCAUUGGACUCGUCGGGCAUGGAGUGGAGCCUCAACGAGGGAGACGGUGCCUUCUAUGGGCCCAAGAUUGACAUUGUCAUUAGGGAUUCGGACGGGAAAGAGCAUCAAACUGCUACGAUCCAGUUGGAUUUCCAGCUCCCAAAGCGCUUCGCGCUUGAGUACCAGGCGCCCGCACCGGAAUACGAAGCGCGGGGGGAGACAACGAACGACCUCGCCCUGUUGGCGGAAUACGGCCCCGUGCGACCAGUCAUGAUUCAUCGAGCGGUGCUGGGCUCGGUGGAACGGCUCAUGGCACUUCUCAUAGAGUCUUACAACGGCAAAUGGCCCUUUUGGCUCAACCCACGGCAAGCCAUCAUUCUCACGGUCAAUACAUCACAACCUGUCUUGGACUGGGCAGACGAGGUCAAGGACGUCCUCCUCGGGUUGAAGGAGGAAGCAGGCCAGACAAAACCCGACGGACCAGUGAACCCGACCGGCCUGGCGGUUGAUGUCGACCACAGCGCUCGCUCCCUCGGCUCCAAGAUCCGAGAAGCGCGGACUAACGGGUACAGCCAGAUCCUCGUCGUGGGCGAAGAGGACGUCAAGAAUGGCCAAGUAAGCUUGGGCAAGGAGAGAAUGAGUCCCAUGGAGAUGCGUGACAAGAUGCGCAACAUGGCCGACGCGUUCGAAUAG